GGUGUAGUAUCACGCUGCCCGUGCCGACCAUAUAUAUGUUCUUCAUACGCAUCGUUAUCAACGUGUGCCUUUUAAAACACAGAUGAAAAUAAAAAAACCGUGAAAGUGUGUGUAAACGGAGACGAAAUAAAUAAAAGUGAAAAAGUUUUUUUUCUUUCUUUUGUGAGUUUAUCGUAUUUUAUUACGGAACUAUAUUUUUACUGUGGUAGGUACGUUGUGGUGUUGUAACAUACCUAAUCAUAAGAUAAACGAUUAACAUUGAACACUUAAAGACAUCAGGGACGUUUCGCUGGUUUAGUUGAUGUAAAUUGCAACUCAAGCAGAACGCAUAGUGAUGUGACGUACAAUGUUUGAUAGCGUCACAACGACGCUUGUGAAACGAAUGAACUUAUAAAUUGUGUUGUGCAAUCGAUAAUCGAUAAUCGAUUCUGUCAUCGAGUGGUUCUGAAUGAACAGCCUCAUGCUUACGACUGCCGGCGUGGUGGACGAUCAGCCCUGUGUCGAUACAAAUAUGGCGUUUUCAUCUUAUAACAUGAUGGACUCGGGAGGCACAGGGGUAGCGGAAUCACCGCCAACAUACCACCGCACCUACGAGCAAUACGUCCAAGGAGCCGUCGAGAACAGCGCAGACUCGGUCCAGGACCAGACCAGUCCCGAACUGGUGUGGUCUACAUUACCUUACGGCAUCGAUUACAGGACGCCAUACGAUUAUCGAAAUCCCUAUGACACGAUCAGAGAUUACUCGACGCAGCAGUACGCGAGGGCUCCCUUCACAACUAAAAUGGGACAGGCGAAAGCGCUAAAGGAAGCCAGGAUAAGGAGACCCAUGAACGCAUUCAUGGUUUGGGCGAAGGUGGAGCGUAAGAAGCUGGCCGACGAAAAUCCUGAUCUGCAUAAUGCCGACCUCAGUAAGAUGUUAGGUAAAAAGUGGCGUUCGCUGACUCCGCAAGACCGACGGCCGUUCGUCGAGGAAGCGGAGCGUCUGCGAGUCAUACAUAUGACCGAGCAUCCUAACUACAAGUACAGACCUAGACGGCGAAAGCAAAACAAGGCCAGACCCAACCAACCUGCCACGCCAGUCAGCGCCCCUUCCUCUGCCUCUGCCGCUUUAGGAUCGCCGUACGCGACAGGCACCGACUCGCCGGACACUCGCUUCUCCCACAACCCCGGAGCCGGAUUCUCACCUUACAGAACCUCGCCUCUUGCCUCCGACUACCAAACAAACCAGCAGUUCAACGGUCACGUUCAAACGCCGGAAUCGUCGCCGGCAAGGUCUCCGGAGCCGCAAGGCAGAAGAAGUACUCCAGCUGAAGCUCCCUUACCGACCCCAGAUGCGUCUCCUGUCGAGAACGAGAAAGAAAACUUCCAGUACGAGGAGAGGCGAAGGACUUUGAACCCUUCAUCGAUAUCCGACACGUAUUCUCCGUACAAAUCAUACAGGCCCGGCUCCUACUCGCCAGCCCCCGUGGCCGCAAUGGGCAUGGCCAACGGCAUGUACGUCAUGUGCACCCAGAGAACGCUGACGGAGCAGCCGCCUCUAGUGACCGGAACAUUCUUCCCGCCAGUGGCCACAUCUCAGGAUCAACAAGCUCUGGGCACGUCAACCCCACGCGUGUCUUCGGCGCCCAGCGGCCCCAUGAACUCUGAAUACAGCAUCCAAUACCAUCCCUACGAACAAUAUGAACAGAUGUACAAAACUGAAGACCCCUACGUACACUACCCGGAGCAGCCUAAAACCGAAUACGACACCGGCGGUAGCUAUUUCUCGGAAGAACCUCCGCCGAAUCCUCAACAGGAGGUUGAAUUCAUGAAUCCUCGUUCAGAAAUAAGGACGGGUUCUCCCGACUCCGACGUCGACACCAGGGAGUUCGAUAAGUACUUCAAUCACGGCGCAGAGAGUGCCAUGGAUCAACACCAGCAGUACAGAUACGAGCAACAAUGCUAUCGGCCGGUUUACUGUCCGGAACAAGCGCCGGAACCGGAAUACUGUACCGAGAGGAUGUACCCCCCGUACGCAUCGGUGAUAACCGGUACUCCGCCCGCGACGUAUGCUCCCGCCACACCCGGGGCCGAGGUCAGACCCGAAGAUGAAUUCAGCGAGAUAUUAGCCGGCGUCCGACAGACCUGCUACAGCAAUUGACUAUUACGGAACUGAUAGAGCUUAGGAAUUCAGAGGACAUCUUCAAUGUAGCCCAAAGAAUCUAAAUUGUGAAACUACCGUAUCUCACUACGAAACGUGAUUCUUGUAAGUGUAAACUAUGAUAAUCUAACAACAAGCUUCCUUUCCGUGUUUCUCUUAACUGCCUUAGAAUGCGAAGAACGAAGAAUCAUAUUUAACAGAUAAAAUAAUCUGAGAAUAUUUUCUAAAAAUACAAAAUAGAAAAAUGUAAAUUAAGCUAUAAAUAAUUUUAAACGUGAUUUUAUUCGUUCGUCCUUUAUUAAUUUUAAAGAAACUUUAAUGUUAAAAAUAUUUAAAACAGAGUAUUUAAUCAAGAUUGCAAUUUUUAAUCAAUGAAAUUAGUUCCUGUUAGUUUCGUCUUUUUUUUAUUAUAUUUUUUAUUAAAAAG
Messenger RNA from Bombyx mandarina (wild silkworm), 2567 nucleotides. RefSeq names its product Sox box protein 15 (gene Sox15). Gene Ontology annotation, biological process: positive regulation of transcription by RNA polymerase II; cell differentiation. Gene Ontology annotation, cellular component: nucleus. The record is from RefSeq and is a predicted model, not a curated record. Gene Ontology annotation, molecular function: DNA-binding transcription activator activity, RNA polymerase II-specific; RNA polymerase II cis-regulatory region sequence-specific DNA binding. Lineage: Eukaryota; Metazoa; Arthropoda; Insecta; Lepidoptera; Bombycidae.